UUAUUGUUGUUGCUGUUGUUGUUAGUGGUGUUGGUGGUGGUAUUUUGAAUCCCAAGAUUACCAUUUUUUUCAAAACUUACACAAUUGUCUUUGUCAAUUGUUUAUGUGUGCAUCGUUGGUUUCUUUUUUUUCUUCUUUUUAAAAUAUUCAUCAAAUUUUUUUUUCUUUGUUUGUGUCAUCAUCAUCAUCAUCAUCAUCAUCAACAUCUCUCAUUAUAAAGUGUGUAACGGGUACUGACGAAGAUUGUCUCUGAGCUUCUUCUUUUUGUAAUUUUUUGUUCUCUCCACACUUUUUUUUAAUCUCAUUCACUGUGCUUAACGAAUAGAGAAACAAUAAAACAAAGAACAAAAUGCGUGAAUAUAAAGUAGUCGUAUUGGGUAGCGGUGGUGUCGGUAAAUCGGCAUUAACCGUACAAUUUGUAUCCGGUGCAUUUAUGGAAAAAUAUGAUCCAACAAUUGAAGAUUUUUAUCGUAAAGAAAUUGAAGUUGAUGGUAGUCCUUGUGUGCUGGAAAUAUUAGAUACAGCUGGUACCGAACAAUUUGCAUCAAUGCGUGAUCUAUAUAUAAAAAAUGGUCAAGGUUUUGUUGUUGUAUAUUCAAUAACGUGCCAUCAAACAUUUCAAGAUAUUAAAAAUAUGAAAGAACAAAUUGUUCGUGUAAAAGGUAGUGAUCGUGUACCGAUAUUAUUAGUUGGUAAUAAAGUCGAUAUUGAACAUCAACGUGAAGUAUCCAAACAGGAAGGUAUAACAUUAGCACAGAUAUGGAAUGCACCAUUUAUGGAAGCAUCAGCUAAAAGUCGUCAUAAUGUAAAUGAAGUAUUUGCUGAAAUUGUACGUGAAAUGAGCUAUAAUUCACAGAAAGAGAAACCAAAUUAUUGUUGUAAUGGCUGUACGAUUAUCUAAUAAUCAAAUUAUUCAAAAUCGAUAUGUGAACAAUAAAACAACUACUGAAGUUAAGAAAGAAGAAUCAGAAAAAAAAUAAAUGAUCAUCAUCAUUAACCAACAAAUUGAAUCCAUCCAUCCAUCUAUAAUUAAUCCAAUAACAACAAAAAAAAACAAAAAACCAAGGAAUUUGAAUCAAAACGAAAUCGGCCAUAAAAAAUUGCAUUAUCAUCAUCAUAAUGGCCAUGCAAAAAAAAACAGAAAAAAUUCUUUCUCAAUGUUUUUUUGAAUCUACCACCUUUAUAUAAUAUGAAAUUUGAAUCUAAAAUCGAUUGUUCCAUGUGACGUAAUAACAACAACAAACAAACAAACAACAGAAUGGCCUUAAUUUUGCUCUGCAAUUUCUUUCUUUCUCUCUCUUCUGUCUACCACAUUUAUGUACUCUCUUGUGAUAUAAUAAAUCUUGCUCUCUCUCUCACACACACACUUUUCACUGAUGUUUUUUUUUCAAUCCAUUCUUGGUCGUCCUCAUUUACACUCUUGUGUCUCUUUUUGAAAUACUUGAUUUCUUUUCAUUUUCAUUUUUUUUUCAUGUAUAAAAUACAAUAUUAAUAAUAAAAAAAAUAAUGUCUUGAUCCAAUUUCUUUUACAGUUUAUUUCUUUUUUGCUUGUUUGUUUAAAAAAAAAAAUUUUUGUCAUUCAUUCACACAUUCAUUCAUAUAUAUGAUUUGUAAAUCUACAUUUGUAAUAGAAAGACACUUGAACUUCAAAUAAGGCAAUCUAUAUUAUGAUGAUUACACACCUACUCCCACUACUACUACUACUAUUACAGCUACGAGAAUUUUUUUUUUGUACAAAAUGAAUUUUUUUUCCCACCUGUUAAAUGUUAUAUGGGUGUUAUUUUUGUGUAAUUGAAAUUUUAAUUCCUUCUGAAAAAUUCUGAAAAAAACAAAUUAAUUGACUGAAA
This is a messenger RNA of Dermatophagoides farinae (American house dust mite), 1847 nucleotides long. The record is from RefSeq and is a predicted model, not a curated record. Lineage: Eukaryota; Metazoa; Arthropoda; Arachnida; Sarcoptiformes; Pyroglyphidae.